GGUUUUGCGUUAACCGUGAAGAGGGGCAGUCCAAGUGACUCCCUUUUUCGCUCUCCAGCAAUUAUGGCGUCCGCGUUGGGGUCCCGGACUCUAAGCAAAGAUGAUGUCAAUUACAGGCUACAUUUCCGUAUGAUCAACGAACAGCAAGUGGAAGAUAUCACCAUAGAGUUUUUCUAUAAACCCCAUACCAUCACGCUGUUGACUUUCACAGUGGUCAGUUUGAUGUACUUUGCGUUUACCAGGAAUGAUGGAGAUCCUGACAACAACCUCAGGGUGGGCCUCAUCUUGGUGAUAUCCUUCUUCCUGGUCAUCAGUGUCCUUGCAUUUCCAAAUGGUCCAUUCACCAGACCACAUCCAGCAAUAUGGCGCAUGGUUUUUGGUCUCAGUGUUCUGUACUUCCUGUUCCUGGUUUUCAUCAUUUUUCUGAACUGGGAGCAGGUGAAAACACUCAUGUACUGGUUGGAUCCCAACCUGCGCUAUGCUACACGGGAGGCAGACAUCAUGGAAUAUGCGGUGAAUUGCCAUGUCAUCACCUGGGAGCGGAUCCUCAGCCACUUCGACAUCUUCGCCUUUGGACACUUCUGGGGCUGGGCCAUGAAGGCCCUGCUCAUCCGCAGCUACGGCCUCUGCUGGACCAUCAGCAUCACCUGGGAGCUCACAGAGCUGUUCUUCAUGCACCUUCUGCCAAACUUUGCUGAAUGCUGGUGGGAUCAGGUGAUCCUGGACAUCCUGCUCUGUAAUGGAGGGGGCAUCUGGCUGGGCAUGACAGUCUGUCGCUUUCUGGAGAUACGCACCUACCACUGGGCCAGUAUCAAGGAUAUCCACACUACCACCGGCAAGAUCAAGCGUGCCGUGCUGCAGUUCACUCCUGCCAGCUGGACAUACGUGCGCUGGUUCGACCCCAAGUCCUCCUUCCAGAGGGUGGCGGGCAUCUACCUCUUCAUGAUCAUCUGGCAGCUGACAGAGUUGAACACCUUCUUCCUGAAGCACAUCUUUGUCUUCCAAGCUUGUCACGCCCUCAGCUGGUGCCGUAUCCUUUUCAUCGGAGUCAUCACCGCCCCUACUGUCCGGCAAUAUUACGCAUACCUUACAGACACACAGUGCAAACGAGUUGGGACACAGUGCUGGGUCUUUGGGGCCAUUGCCUUCCUGGAAGCCCUAGCCUGUAUUAAAUUUGGACAGGACCUGUUUUCCAAAACCCAGGUCCUUUAUGUCAUCCUGUGGCUCCUUUGUGUGGCCUUCAUCACAUUCCUGUGCCUGUAUGGGAUGGUGUGGUACGCUGAGAAGUAUGGCUCCAGGCAGAAGAGCUUUUCAGAAUGUGAGGACAACAACUACAUAGAUUCAUGUGGAUAUGUUCCUGAAAGCUUUAAAGCAGGAGAGAAGGAGUCUGGGAUCAGUGCUCCCCCUUCAAGGCGGAAGAAAGGCUCUGGGAGAAACAAAGCAUCUAAUGGGCUGGGGAGCAAGAAGUAAGAGGAGCUAGAGAGCGGAUAUGUUCCCACCACACCCAGACUGACUGGGGGAGAGAGAGAGAGAGAGAGAAAGCGAGAGAAAAAGAGAGGUGUACACUUUCACAUGCACAUUUUUGUUAGAAGAACCAAUGAGAGGUGGAGGAGGAAAGGAAAAAAAACUGAUCGCCUCAUCAGGAUGGCUAGCAGGAAGGGGCCAGUACUUCUACACUUCUACAGUGUGAUGUCUUUCGAGCUGAGAAUGACGGGGAUUUUUUUCUCUCUAAAAACACACUUCCCUGUGUCACAGUGUUCAGUCUCCACCCCAAAACACCCCCAUGUCCUACUUGUGCACAGUCCACAGGCAGUUAACCUUUGUGUUUGUGUAUCUGAGUGUGUGUGUCUGUUAUACUUACAUAUAUUGAAUGCAUCUUUAUUUAUUUAAAAGGCUGUGGUUGCCACAGCACCAUUAUCUAAUUUUUGCACAGCUAAAACCAUAGACAUUCACACACCAGCCAAUGAGGCACUCUACCCAGCAUGCAUGGCAUGUACUUCCAGGAAGUGAACGAGCAUUUGCUGAUUCGUCAAGUGUGGCUAACUUAUCCUCUGCAGUUGGCAUUGUCAGCUCCCUCGCAUCUGAUUGGUCCAGGUAUCCCCAUGUAACAAAUUUGAGCCAGUCAAAGGAGAGAACAUCUUACGUGUGAACCAAAAUGCUACAUAUAC
This is a messenger RNA of Megalops cyprinoides (Indo-Pacific tarpon), 2168 nucleotides long. It is a transcript of the gene ptdss1a, whose product is annotated as phosphatidylserine synthase 1a. Bases 64 to 1470 code for a protein of 468 amino acids. Gene Ontology annotation, molecular function: L-serine-phosphatidylethanolamine phosphatidyltransferase activity. Lineage: Eukaryota; Metazoa; Chordata; Actinopteri; Elopiformes; Megalopidae. Gene Ontology annotation, biological process: phosphatidylserine biosynthetic process. The transcript has 13 exons. The record is from RefSeq and is a predicted model, not a curated record.